AUGGGAGCUGCUUUUAAAGCUUUCAAAUAAGCUUAAGAAAAAGUCGACGAAUAUAGAUCUAAUUUAGAUGACUUAAAAAAAAUAAAAAAAGAUUCAUAUGGAAAAAAAACCCCUGAAAUUGAACUUAUUAAGGGUGAAUGUUAAAAGUAAGUAGAUGAACUAAAAAAGAUGAAAAAUGAUGCUUACAAUAAUUUCUCUAAUUAAAUGAAAGCAUAUAAGGAUUAAUAAGAAUUAUACAGAUAUAUUGAAUUCGGUUUAAUUUCACUAUUAAGAAAUUUAAGAUAAGGUUAAAAAGAAAUAAGAUUGUUAGUUUUAGGUUUAGAUAAUGCAGGAAAAACUACAAUAUUAAAAGCACUUUCGAAUGAAGAUAUUACAACAAUAAAACCAACACAUGGUUUUAAUAUAAAAAACUUAACUCAUGAAGGUUUUAAGUUAAAUGUAUGGGAUGUAGGUGGUUAAAAAGCUCUUCGUACUUAUUGGCAAAAUUAUUUCGAAAACACAGAUGCCCUUGUUUAUGUUAUUGAUUCUUCUGAUUCUAAAAGGUUAAAUGAAUCUGGUGAAGAAUUAUAAAAACUGCUUUAAGAAAAGGACUUAGCAGGUGUUCCUUUAUUACUAUAUGCUAAUAAAUAAGAUUUAAAUUUAGCUUUACCUCCUGAUGAAAUAAGUGAAACAUUAAAGUUAGAUGAUAUAAAGGAUAGACCUUGGUCAAUUGUAGCUUGUUCUGCUGUUACUAAAGAAGGAAUAGAUGAAGGACUUGAAUGGCUUGUUUAGAAUAUUAAAAAAUGAUUUUUGUUUUAUUUUUAUAUUUUCAUAAAUAAAUUUCUUUUUAAAUUAACUUUCUUUUUUUA
Molecule: messenger RNA, 848 nt
Organism: Ichthyophthirius multifiliis
Lineage: Eukaryota; Ciliophora; Oligohymenophorea; Hymenostomatida
Exons: 6
Biological process (GO): cilium assembly
Cellular component (GO): cytoplasm; microtubule cytoskeleton
Molecular function (GO): GTPase activity; GTP binding
Source: RefSeq, a predicted model, not a curated record